AUGAUUAUUGUAUUCCUAUAUUUUCAGGAACCAAUUACAAAAUAUUAUAAUUGGGAUGGAUUUAUUCUCGAUGAACGACAACUGAUACCAACGGCAACUGAAACUUGGGCUGGUAUACGGGUAGUUGCUGAUGCGGUCAUUGAACGAGCACAUCGAAAAAUUGCCAGAAUUAAUGGUACUAACAGAAUUUCCAAAAUUCCCGCUCGUCGCGAUACCGUCAAGCAGCAAUAUCGAUUCGGAAACGGCAGUACUGGCUCAUGUUAUGAUUUACGUCAUGCGUGUAAACGAUGGGUCCAAGAAAAAGAAUCAAUCUGCCAAACGGUACCAAUUUUCAUGCGAGAACAGUGCGCCUACUCAUGUGGUCACUGCUGA
This is a messenger RNA of Acanthocheilonema viteae, 372 nucleotides long. The record is from the annotation of a GenBank genome assembly. Lineage: Eukaryota; Metazoa; Nematoda; Chromadorea; Rhabditida; Onchocercidae.